Pectinophora gossypiella (pink bollworm) is the source of this 2562-nucleotide messenger RNA. RefSeq names its product ESF1 homolog. The transcript has 8 exons. Gene Ontology annotation, molecular function: RNA binding. Gene Ontology annotation, cellular component: nucleus. The record is from RefSeq and is a predicted model, not a curated record. NCBI's taxonomy places the organism in Eukaryota, Metazoa, Arthropoda, Insecta, Lepidoptera, Gelechiidae. Gene Ontology annotation, biological process: rRNA processing. Bases 481 to 2547 code for a protein of 688 amino acids.
GACGGGAACGGGACAGUUGCUUUCUUCAUUGAAUAAUCUAAAUAAUUAAUACGAAGUGGUGUUUUGUGGUUAAUGAUCGCAUUAAGUUAGUCGGAAGACAUUCGCGAGUGUUAUUAUAUUGGAGUAUUCAAUAAACAAAGUGUAUCUGCCUAUUUUCGCUUCGUGUCAGGAAGCCGCUUCAUAACUCAAAAGUUUAUGCGGACUUUUGAGUUAAUUCGUUUGGGGUUCGGAGUAGGAGUCUACUCCGUGGGUGGGGGCUUAGGUUUCAUCAUCAUCACCUUUCAUCAUUUCAUUAAUCAUCAAGAAAAAAAUACGUCAGACAUGGCUGUAUGGGCAUAGUUCCCUUUGCCUUACCCUUCGGGGAAAACCAAAACAAAAAAAAAAAAAAAAUAUAUUCAUGUCUUCAUCACAACUUCAUCACGUUUCCCACCACGGUUAUUUGUAAUUUAUCAAAAAUACAUUCUAAAAGUAAAUUAUAUCAUGGGAGAUAUACUCAAAGAUAGUCGUUUUACAAAAUACCUAAAUGAUCCAAAAUAUAGACAAAUACCUAAGCAUGAGCGUAAAGUUAAAAUCGACAAACGCUUCCAGUCAAUGUUUAGUGAUGAGAAAUUUAAAGUGAAAUACACUGUUGAUAAGCGAGGAAGACCCGUGAAUGAGACUUCCACAGAGAAUCUUAGGAAGUAUUACGAUAUUGAUGAAUCUGAGAGUUCAAGUACGGACGAUGAAGAGGGUGAGGAAGAGAAAACUAAAACAAGUUCUCAACCGGAGCAAGAAGCAGAACCUGGACGUUUCGUUAGACGACCAGAAGACGAUAACACGCAGGACGAAGUAGAAAAGCCAACCAAAUUCAAAAACGACAAGUUGGUUCGUGGAAAAUUGGAUUAUAAAACAAAAGAGCGACUGUUAGACCUAGAUAUAGAUUACGCUCGUGGAGAAGGGAUUUUGAUGACAGAUAGUUCAUCAGAGGAAAGCAGCGAAGAAGAGGAGGAAAGUGAAUUAGAGCAUGAGUGGGGUGAGUUGGAUGCUGAUGCUGAGACCACUGAAGAAUCUACAAGAAGAAUAGCAAUCUGUCACUUGGACUGGGAUAACAUAAAGGCAACAGAUAUAAUGGUGUUGCUCAAUUCUUUUCUUCCUCCUGGUGGUGUCAUACAGAGUGUUACGAUAUAUCCAUCGGAGUAUGGUUUGAAAAGAAUGCAAGAGGAAGAGGUACGUGGGCCAAUAGAGUUAACUGAAAAAAAAGUUGAAGAUUCUGAUAACGAAGGCAAUGAGGAAGGUUCUGCUUAUCAUAUGGAAAAACUACGCCGUUACCAACUUAACAGACUGAAGUAUUACUAUGCAGUUGUAGAAUGUGACUCUGUAACAACAGCCGACAAACUGUAUAGUGAAUGUGAUGGCAUGGAAUAUGAAAGUAGUGCUACCAAAAUCGACAUGAGAUUUAUCCCUGAUGAUGUCACUUUUGAUCAGGAACCACGUGAGACUUGCAAUAAGUUGCCGGACCUGAGAAAGUACAAGCCGCGGCUGUUCACGACGACGGCCCUGCAGCAAGCAAAGGUGGAAUUAACGUGGGACGCCACCAACCCUAACCGUACCGAGGUCAUCAAGAGCGCUCUUGACGGAAAAAUCGAUGAUCUUGACCUCAAAGACUAUCUGGCGUCGAGCAGCGAAGAUGAAGAUGACUAUGCAGAUAAGGCUGACAGCGCGUCGCAAUCUGACAACGACAAUGACGAUCCAAUCUCAAAAUACAAAGCGUUGUUAGAGGACAUUGAAAAGAAAGAUGAGAAGACACAAAAUAAGGACAUGGAACUUGAAAUCACUUGGGGAAUCGGUGUCAAAGACAAGGCAGAAGAAUUGGUGAAGAAGAAAAUUAAUAAUGAUGACAAAAACCUAACACCAUUUGAAAAGUUGCUAAAGAAGAAAAAAGAAAAGAAGAAGCAAAAGAAAUUGAAGAAUAAGCAAAAAGAAAAUGACAAUGAAGAGUCUGGAUCAGAUGAAGGUUCAGAAGAUGAAAUACCUUCAGACAUUGAUAUGAAUGACCCUUACUUUGCAGAGGAAUUUAAUAAAACGGAAUUCAAGAAAUCAAGUAAUAAAAAGAAACAAGAUAAUAAAAACACAAGUGAUGUUGAUAGUGAGGAUGAAAAGAGGAAAGCUGAACUAGAGUUACUACUAGAUGAAGAUGAUGGAAAAGCGCAUUUUAGCCUUAAGAAAAUCCAAGAGGGAGAAAGUGAAUCGAAGAAAUCUAAAAGGAAAAGGAAACUGAAAGCAAAAAUGAUGGAACAAAGGCAGGCUCUUCCAGACUUUGAAAUUAAUGUAAAUGAUGAAAGAUUUUCUGCACUUUAUGAUUCACAUCAUUACAAUAUAGAUCCAUCUGAUCCUAACUUUAAGAAAACGAAAAAUAUGGAAAAGUUGAUCAAGGAAAAGUUAAAACGAAGGCCAUCCGACACACCAGUCCAGAAUCAAGUCCAAUCUAAAAAAUCUAAAGAAGAAGCAGAACUUAGCCUAUUAGUGAAAAAUAUAAAGCGAAAAAUUAAAGAUGUUAUAAAGAAAUAAAUAAGUAUAGCUUCA